AGGUUGGAUUUUGAGUUUGGGUUAUGGUGAUUGGGGAGCGCGCGCGCAUCGCAUACACUCUCAACAACCACAUGGUCCAUACUCGUACGUACGGCGAAAGAAAAACCCUUGCUGGCGACGAUCGACACCGCCGUUGGGAUCAGUCAGGUGCGAAGCACCCAAUCGAGCGGACGUUCUUUUUCAUGGUUCUCGGCGGUGAUCGAAGAAAUCUUGAAACUUUUUUUUUGUUUUAUUAUCGUGUGGUGCCGAUUUUGUUGGACCGAUCGGCUGAGGAUUUCGUCCUGUUGUGUGUUUCUGGUGCACGGGGAAAGAGAGAAGAUGAAGAUCGGGAUUGUCGGUUUAGGAUUCGAAGAAAUCUGACGACGAUCGGUGGUGCUGCGGAGAAGUAAUCGCGCGACAGGUGUUUUGCGAAGACGAUCUCGGUGCCCGUAACGAAUCUCGGCGUAAGGUGCGUUUCGGUUUUGGAUUUGGAAGUGAUAUUUUGGUGAAACUGGAUCGAGGCUGUAACUGUUGGUUAGAAGGAUUUUGGAGGAAGUUAUCGUGUGAGGAGUGGGUGCUGUGAAGUGAUCGUUAAAACAAGGAAUACAGCGAAAGACCGGUACCACAGUGAAACGUUCGUAGCUUUUUGAACAGCAGGAAGGACACCCGUAGAAUUUGUGAUCAACCUUGACCACCAUCACCGGCUUCCCGUCAUCGAGCAGUUCCAGGAGGACCGGACGUCACCAGCAUCGUACACAGGGCAAGAUGGCGCACUUAUCGCCUCCGCCGUCGCCACCGGCUCUGAACAGCCAAACUACGGAGCUGAACUCUGCCUCGGCCACGAAUCUAAUGCAACGGGCAUCCGCUUUCAGCUCCGUGCUCGGACAAAAGUGGAGCGCUAGAGAUUUGCCACUAUUGUACAACCCCCUGUUCUACUCGGGAGCAGCGUUCCUAUGGCCACAGUUCCUGCUGCCUCAACAGCCCAUAACACCGAUCUCGCCGAACUUGACCAACUCGCGAGACUACACCCUGACUCCGGAAAAGGAAGAAGUGAUCGACGAAGACAUGCCCUUGAACCUCUCGAUGAAGCCGUCUUCGUCGACACCGAACUCGAGGUCUACGUCAGCGACAGUUGCCAGUGCGGCCGCAGCUGCAGCCGCCUCGCUAGCCCAUUCCAUCCACAUCUGGUCUCCGGCGAGCAUGUGCGAGAAGGAAACAAUAGACGACAGCCAAAGCAAUAUCGACAUCGAGAAUGACGAUGGCGAUGAUGAUUCCUCCAGUGGGGAGCUACAGAUCGAUGAAUCGAGGGAUCUACGGCGGGAUCACCAGCACCAGCAGUACAUGGAGAACCAGAAGGCCCGUAUUCUGACCGAGUACAACAACCUUCUGUUGAACAGUGGCGCCGCCGCAGCGGUCGCUAGUGGAAUGAGUGGGAAGGGCGGCGAUCGAAACUACUUCAACUACAGCAAGAUCAGCAAGGGAUACUUUACGCAUUUACAGCAGCAACAGAAGAAUCUGGAAAUCCUGCGCCAGAACCGUACGGAUGUGUUUGUGGUGAACAAUGACAAUGGGGGUAGUAAUCUGAACAACAACCGCGAAGGUGUGAAGAACAAUAACGUGACUGUGUUCAGUGAAGAAAGCGGUGAAGUACGGGUGAAGAAUGAAAUCGCGCGACCGGAUUCGACCGGUCACAGUGAAGGAUACGUGUUCAAACGGGAGCCUGGUCAUCCGGAGGAGAAGAAACCCGCUCGACUGUACCAGUGUAAACAAUGCGGCAAAACGUUCAAACGGUCCAGCACGCUAUCGACUCAUCUGCUGAUCCACAGUGACACCCGACCCUAUCCGUGCCAGUACUGCGGCAAGCGGUUCCACCAAAAAUCCGACAUGAAGAAGCACACGUACAUCCACACCGGUGAAAAACCGCACAAAUGUGUCGUCUGCCUCAAAGCGUUCAGCCAAAGUUCCAAUCUCAUCACACACAUGCGCAAGCACUCCGGUUACAAACCUUUUUCAUGCGGGCUGUGCGAUAAGGCCUUCCAGCGGAAAGUGGAUCUGCGUCGUCAUCGUGAGGGUCAGCACGGCGAAAUAGUUGGAAGCGGACCAUCUCCGAAUGGCAGCACCCUUCCGACAAGCGACGACUACAAAUCGCCGAAUAUUUCCAUGCUGGGUGCUGGUGGUGGUAGCCCCUCCAGUCCCGAUCUGCAUCGCAGUACGCCUCCGAGCCAUCAAUCGGCGGCUAUGGCAGCCGUUGCCGCAGCGGCUGUAGCGGCGGCUGCCGCAGCAGGCUUCCACCACAAUCAAAACCACCACCACCACGCUGCUGCCGGUGCUCAUCAUCGCAAUCACAAUCACCACGCGGACAUUAAAAUGGAAGUUAGCAGCAGUUGCUCUUGAUUCAGCCCCGGCUGGGCUCAGCUCCCGCCGAUGACGCCGAUUUAGUUUACUUUCAUACACCUAAACCUACCUUUUACGAAACACACUCAGUCCGAUCCACAAACCCUGGUCCUAAUGACGAUUUUUUGUUUGGAACAAGCAGACAAAAAGAGAUAUAAAUUCUGACAACAACAGAUGUUGCUCUAUUUGGGCGCUUCUUCUUCGCACUCGCCUACUGCGUGUCUCGCUUUUCGGGAACACGCGUCAGAUGACGUUUCGGCUUUAUUCGGCCUUCGCUUUGUUCUUUCUUCUCUCAACUAACCUUGUUCGCAACGCCGAAGCGAGACCGAAGGGCACUCCAAUCCAAACAAUAAAAAACGCAUCACAUCGUAUUAAAAGAAAUUCGCAUCUACCUAAGCUAAUUUGUACAUUGUAGUCGUACUGGUCAACCGAGUUGUAGACGUACUGGUUAAGUUAAUCACGCAUCCUUAGGUUUAGUUAGUUAAUUAUUCUGAUCUAGACAAACCAAAGCUAAUCGAUUUCUUCCCAGCCCUGGAAAGAAAAUCAAUUUUGGCUCGACUCCGAAAAAAAAGCGAAGCUUCAAACACCAAAUUCCACAAACGUUUGUAAAUAUUUUUAAUUUAUUGGAAAUCCUAGUUUCUGGUCCCGAAUUUCGCGUACAUAUUUACAUAAUGUCUAGUCUUGUUUGUAUGAUAGAAAUACGAGAAAAAAUUAAUCCGGGAACACCUUCCGAAGGAGUGUUCCCCUGAUGGGGAAACGAGAGGCGCUUUUGUUACCGAGAAUGUAGAAGACUGCACUGGAAGGUUCUUCACCCCUCUAAAACACACACACGCGCACUGUAGAAACGAACCGCACUAAACUAACAUUCCUAUCCUAAGAAGUAUCAUAUCAGUUCGGAAGAACCUUCCGGGGCGUGCACUUAGUCAAUGGAUGGAGAAGUUCGCACACUUUUUCCUAUUCAUUUAACAGCUACCGAACCAAAGACGCUAUAUUUUGUAAACGCGACAACCGACGACAAUCGAAAGCACUUUUGUAAUCUUGUACACUGUGUCAAAUGCUUGCUUUUUUUUAUUUUCUGUAAGACUGUACUAUGUUUUUUUUCUCACUUUAACGUACCCGCCAAUCCGUGUCUGGCUGCUUAUUAAGUCGUACUAUUUUUCUGUCCACAAUUCCAAUUUCGUUCGUUUGGAACGGCCACCACCUCUUUUCGGGAUCUUUGUUCGUGAUCGAAAUUUGUUAUUUAGUGUUUUAGUUAGGGGAGGCAGCGGAGCGGAAGUAAAUAAAAUCAGCUGAAAUGAUGAUCAUCCAAAUAUUGAACUAGUUGAUAAGUUUUUACAUGUUCAUGACGGUGUAAUCUAAGGUGUACAAUUUUGUUAGCUCAAUAGCCAGUAGUAAUUUAUGUUAAUAGGUUUCCCAUUUUUUUUUCAUUUAAUAGAUGAAAGUUCUAUUAGUCAAGAUUAAGUUUUAUGUGUAGUGGUAAAAAUAUUUUCCUUAAAAGUAUAGACUUUAGAUUUUUCAAUUAGUCCUAAGAAGUUAGUCGUUGUAUAUUUUCAAUACAAUGUAGAAAUGUGUAUAGGAUAUUAGCCCUAUCAAACAAUAAAUUUUU
This is a messenger RNA of Aedes albopictus (Asian tiger mosquito), 3979 nucleotides long. Its product is annotated as zinc finger protein sens. Gene Ontology annotation, cellular component: nucleus. The transcript has 6 exons. Gene Ontology annotation, biological process: positive regulation of transcription by RNA polymerase II. Lineage: Eukaryota; Metazoa; Arthropoda; Insecta; Diptera; Culicidae. The record is from RefSeq and is a predicted model, not a curated record. Bases 745 to 2373 code for a protein of 542 amino acids.